UACGAUGUCUCCCCAUCCGUAGUCCAGCGAUUCAGGACGCUGCUGGAGAAGCUCUCCAACAGAGAUUUGGCAGUUUGCAAAUAGGUGUAACCAACCCAUGAUGAGAAGAGCUUACAAGGGCCCAUUUGGCACAUAUCAGCAAGUAAACAUUAGGGAACAUUGUUUGAAUUCAAACACAGACUUAUUUCUGUUGUGAGGAAGAGAAACUUCAGUUGCUGUCAGUGAGGAGAAAUGGCGCAGCGAGGAUAUCUCCUGGACCAUGAGAAAUUCUGCUGUUCCAUCUGUCUGGAUGUACUGCAGGAUCCGGUGACUACUCCCUGUGGACACAGCUACUGCAUGAACUGUAUUAAAACCCACUGGGAUGAAGAGGAGGAGAAGAAAAUCCACAGCUGUCCUCAGUGUAGGCAGACCUUCACACCGAGGCCUGUCCUGGGGAAAAACACCAUGUUAGCAGUUUUAGUGGAGGAACUGAAGAAGACUGGACUCCAAGCUGCUCCUGCUGAUCACUGCUAUGCUGGACCUGAAGAUGUGGCCUGUGAUGUCUGCACUGGGAGAAAACUGAAAGCCCUCAAGUCCUGUCUGCUCUGUCUGGUCUCUUACUGUGAGAAACACCUGCAGCCUCACUUUGAAUCUCCUGCCUUUGAGAAACACAAGCUGGUGGAGCCCCUCAAGAAGCUCCAGGAGAACAUCUGCUCUCGUCAUGAUGAGGUGAUGAAGAUGUUCUGCCGUACUGAUCAGCAGAGUAUCUGUUAUCUCUGCUCUGUGGAUGAACAUAAAGGCCACGACACAGUCUCAGCUGCAGCAGAAAGGACCGAGAGGCAGAGACAGCUCGAGGUGAGUCGACAAAACAUCCAGCAGAGAAUCCAGGACAGAGAGAAAGAUGUGAAGGUGCUUCAACAGAAGGUGGAGGCUAUCAAUCGCUCUGCUGAUGAAGCAGUGGAGGACAGUGAGAAGAUCUUCACCGAGCUGAUCCGUCUCAUGGAGAAAAGACGCUCUGAUGUGAAGCAGCAGGUCAGAUCCCAGCAGGAAACUGAAGUGAGUCGAGUCAAAGAGCUUCAGGAGAAGCUGGAGCAGGCUGCUCCUGCUGAUCACUGCUAUGCUGGACCUGAAGAUGUGGCCUGUGAUGUCUGCACUGGGAGAAAACUGAAAGCCCUCAAGUCCUGUCUGCUCUGUCUGGUCUCUUACUGUGAGAAACACCUGCAGCCUCACUUUGAAUCUCCUGCCUUUGAGAAACACAAGCUGGUGGAGCCCCUCAAGAAGCUCCAGGAGAACAUCUGCUCUCGUCAUGAUGAGGUGAUGAAGAUGUUCUGCCGUACUGAUCAGCAGAGUAUCUGUUAUCUCUGCUCUGUGGAUGAACAUAAAGGCCACGACACAGUCUCAGCUGCAGCAGAAAGGACCGAGAGGCAGAGACAGCUCGAGGUGAGUCGACAAAACAUCCAGCAGAGAAUCCAGGACAGAGAGAAAGAUGUGAAGGUGCUUCAACAGAAGGUGGAGGCUAUCAAUCGCUCUGCUGAUGAAGCAGUGGAGGACAGUGAGAAGAUCUUCACCGAGCUGAUCCGUCUCAUGGAGAAAAGACGCUCUGAUGUGAAGCAGCAGGUCAGAUCCCAGCAGGAAACUGAAGUGAGUCGAGUCAAAGAGCUUCAGGAGAAGCUGGAGCAGGAGAUCACUGAGCUGAAGAGGAAAGACGCUGAGCUGAAGCAGCUCUCACACACAGAGGAUCACAACCGGUUUCUACACAACUACCCCUCAGUGUCAGCACUCAGUGAAUCUACAGACUCAUCCAGCAUCAACAUCCGUCCUCUGCGCUACUUUGAAGAUGUGACAGCGGCUGUGUCAGAAGUCAGAGACAAACUACAGGACGCUCUGAGUGAGAAAUGGACAGACAUCUCACUGACAGGGAGAAAAGUGGAUGUUUUACUGCCACAGCAACUGAGGACCAGAGAGGAAUUCUUACAGUAUGCAUGUCAAAUCACACUGGAUAUAAACACAGCACACCCAUGGAUGAUGUUAUCUAAGGGGAACCGUAAAGUAACACAUAUGAGAAAUGACUAUUUCUCGCAUUAUGAUUCCUCAACUAAAUUCAUUCACAAUGCUCAGGUCCUGAGUAGAGAGAGUCUGACUGGAUGUUGUUACUGGGAGGUGGAGUGGGAUGCACUUGUCACAAUAGCUGUUGCAUACAAGGAUAUAAGCAGAUCAGGGAGUUAUAAAGAAUGUGCAUUUGGACACAAUGCAAAGUCUUGGGCAUUAUAUUGUCUUGCUAAAUAUGAAUUUAGACAUAACGAUAUCAAUACCCCAAUCUCAGGUAAGCGGUCCCACAAAGUAGGAGUGUUCCUGGAUCACAAGGCAGGUACUCUGUCCUUUUACAACGUGGAUGAAACCAUGACUCUCCUCCACAGAAUUCAGACCACAUUCACUCAGCCUCUCUAUGCUGGACUUGGUCUUCAUUUUUCUGGAGGAGACAAUGCCGAGUUGUGCGAGCUGAAGUAGACAGGACUUUGUCAGUGGCAGUGGGUUCGAUUCUGUGUUUUGAUUUUGAAUUUUGUUGUUUGCUUCAUGUUCCUGUGUUGCAUGUCUAUUAAGUUGUGUUGUCGCCAUUGUACUUUCUGUUGAGAUUUGAGUUUCUGUAGAUGGCACACCCAUGAUGGCAAUUACUGUCAUAAAUGUAAUGCAAUACUGAA
Messenger RNA from Micropterus dolomieu (smallmouth bass), 2678 nucleotides. Its product is annotated as tripartite motif-containing protein 16-like. NCBI's taxonomy places the organism in Eukaryota, Metazoa, Chordata, Actinopteri, Centrarchiformes, Centrarchidae. The coding region runs from base 232 to 2487 and encodes 751 amino acids. The transcript is spliced from 3 exons. The record is from RefSeq and is a predicted model, not a curated record. Gene Ontology annotation, molecular function: zinc ion binding; protein binding.